GGAGGCACCACCUACUAGACUGAAUCCUCGUGCGGAAGACGCAGAUAGACCUACCAAAAGAGCGCGGCUAGACACGGACGGCGCAGGUCCAUCCUCAGUUGACGAAGAGGACGAAGAUGAGGGCGUGAAGGUGACUGCUGAUAAGUCGGGGGCCCCUCGCGCGUCGGACAUGUAUCUCGAUACGAUCAACAGAGCUGUACUUGACUUCGACUUUGAGAAAGUGUGCUCUGUAUCACUAUCUAAUAUCAACAUCUACGGCUGCCUUGUAUGUGGAAAGUACUUCCAAGGCCGAGGUCGUAACUCGUAUGCGUAUGCUCAUUCAAUACACGAUGACCACCAUGUGUUCAUUAAUCUCGAGACAACGAAAGUAUACGUCCUACCAGAUGGAUACCUCGUUUCAGACCCAUCCUUGGAGGACAUCGCGUUCGUUUUGGGACCGUCUUUCAACCGAGCGUCGAUCGAGGGUCUUUCGUCACCGUCUCACACACAGAAACCAUCGUAUGACCUUUCCUCAAAACCAUAUAUCCCUGGAUACAUUGGGUUGAACGACAUCAAGCGCAAUGACUACAUGAAUGUCAUCAUUCACUCUCUUCUACACGUUCCACCACUCCGAGAUCAUUUGCUGCUUUCGAGUUUCCGCGGCAAAGAACCGGAACUAUUGAAACGCUUCGCUACUCUCGCGAAAAAAAUCUGGAACCCUAGAUUAUUCAAGAGCCAAGUCAGUCCGCACGAGUUCCUGCAAGAAGUAGGAAGAGCGAGUGCGGGUAAGUUCAGUCUAGAAAGACAAGGCGACCCGGUGGAGUUCCUGGGCUGGCUGCUGAACCGUCUCCACAAGGACAUGGGAGGAACGAAGAAGAGAAACUCUAGCGUCAUCUACUCAACGUUCCAGGGUCAAGUCCGGAUGGAAACUCAACAAGUUGUUGUCCGUCCCGAUCUUGGAGGAAAUGAGAAGCCUAGAUUUGAUAUUGAUCGCGAGAUCAAAUCGACUGUAUCUCCCUUCUUGUUCCUUGCUGUGGAUCUACCACCACCGCCACUAUUCCAGGAUGCUGUUGAGAAGAACAUCAUUCCGCAGGUCGGUAUACAUUCAGUACUGACUAAGUACGAUGGUCGCACAACUCAGGAAUCAGCUGGUCAGCUGCGGCGCUUCAAGUGUCAACAACUGCCUCCGUACAUCAUUCUUCACUUCAAGCGUUUCACCAGAAACCAGUUUUCCGAAGAGAAAAAUCCCACUAUUGUCAACUUUCCUCUCCGAGGGCUUGACUUCCGAGACUAUCUCGAUGUCUCACAAUCUCACCCUUCUACCUUGUAUGACCUUGUGGCCAAUGUGACCCAUGAGUCGGCGGCCGGCACUACCCGAGACAAGGAGAGUACAGUGUGGAAGGCGCAUCUCCGUGCAGGCGCUGGUGGCGGCGAGAACGAGAAGUGGUUCUUGAUCCAAGAUCUCAUCGUGGAGGAGAUCCGAAAGGAGAUGAUUUUCCUGGGAGAAACCGUGCUGCAAAUCUGGGAGCGAAGGACAGAGCCUCAAAGCUACCAUAAUGGAGAUGGUCGUUACGGUUCGGCAAUGAACGUGGAUAGAUGA
This is a messenger RNA of Postia placenta MAD-698-R-SB12, 1579 nucleotides long. RefSeq lists its product as hypothetical. Gene Ontology annotation, biological process: protein deubiquitination; spliceosomal complex assembly; mRNA processing. The transcript is spliced from 9 exons. Bases 170 to 1579 code for a protein of 469 amino acids. Gene Ontology annotation, molecular function: zinc ion binding; cysteine-type deubiquitinase activity. The record is from RefSeq and is a predicted model, not a curated record. Lineage: Eukaryota; Fungi; Basidiomycota; Agaricomycetes; Polyporales; Adustoporiaceae.